AUCGGGGAGUACCGUUGUCAAGAUUGCCUGGGUGGAUGCAUGAUGUGCAAGGAGUGCAUGGUCGCCGGCCAUAGCAAGCUCCCGCUCCAUCAUAUUGAGCGCUGGGAUAACGAUUGCUUCUGGCCAAUUCCGCUUUGCCAGUUGGGGCUUCAAGUGCGGCUCGGUCACCUUCCUGGUGAGCCGUGCGGGAAAGUUCACCCAGCGCACCAGUCAUUCCUCGUUUUUGACGCAAACGGCUAUCAUUCCGUCGAUGUUCAAUUCUGCGUGUGCUCAGCGACCCCACCGUGGAAGCAAUUGCUCGACGUCGGAUGGUAUCCAGCCUCUAGUCAGCAACCUCGCACGGCGUUUACGUUCUCGUUUCUCGACACAUUUCAUGGGCUCACACUCCAGGGAAAAAUAUCACUUCACGACUACUACUUGUUGGUUAUUCACAAAACCGAUAACGCUGGCCUCAACACUCCAAUCUCCCGAUAUCAUGAAGCAACGUUAGUCACGAGGCAAUGGUCUCACCUAAUGGCUCUCAAGCGAGCGGGUCGUGCACACGACUCAUCAGGUAUCCGCGGGACACCUAAAGGCGCCCUCACCGUUGCGUGUCCCGCGUGUCCGCAACCAGGC
Molecule: messenger RNA, 615 nt
Organism: Punctularia strigosozonata HHB-11173 SS5
Lineage: Eukaryota; Fungi; Basidiomycota; Agaricomycetes; Corticiales; Punctulariaceae
Exons: 3
Source: RefSeq, a predicted model, not a curated record